Molecule: messenger RNA, 1450 nt
Organism: Trichogramma pretiosum
Lineage: Eukaryota; Metazoa; Arthropoda; Insecta; Hymenoptera; Trichogrammatidae
Product: tRNA dimethylallyltransferase
Exons: 9
Coding region: 86-1360 (424 amino acids)
Biological process (GO): tRNA modification
Cellular component (GO): mitochondrion
Molecular function (GO): nucleic acid binding; tRNA dimethylallyltransferase activity; zinc ion binding
Source: RefSeq, a predicted model, not a curated record
GGCAAAGCGUAUAUAGUUGUGCGUGCUGUGGAGUGCAGUGUGUGUAAUAUUGUUAAGUUAAAAAGUGUUUUGUGAGUGAUAAAUAAUGGCGAGAUUGCCAGUGUUAGUGAUACUCGGUGCUACGGGGACGGGAAAGUCCAAACUGGGUAUCCAGCUCGCAAAAAGGUUCAACGGAGAGAUAAUAUCCGCCGACAGCAUGCAGGUUUACAAGGGUCUCGACAUCACAUCGGCGAAAGUGACCCAGGAGGAGCAGUUGCAAGCGAAGCAUCACAUGCUCGACGUCGUUGAUCCGCUCAACGAGUACACAGUGGUGAAUUUUAGAAAUCAAGCCCUGCCGAUCAUGCAAAAUUUAAUCAACAAAGAGAUCAUGCCGAUCAUCGUCGGCGGCACGAAUUACUACAUCGAGUCGCUGCUUUGGAAAAUCUUGAUCGACGAUCCGAAGACGAGCGAGUCCGAUAGCGAGGGCGACUUUUCGCCCUUGAAAAUUCGUCGCAUCGAGGAGACCUCCAACGAGGAGUUACACAACAGAUUGAAAGAAAUUGACCCAGAGAUGGCCGACAGGCUCCAUCCUAACAACAGACGAAAAGUCAUACGAUCUUUAGAGAUUUUCGAGCAACACGGCAUUACGCACUCGGAAAUCCUGCGUCAACAAAGAAUUGCCGGAGGCAGUGGUCUGGGCGGUCCGCUGCGACAAGAGAACUCGAUUAUCCUUUGGCUGACUUGUAAUAAGGAAGUUUUGGACGAGCGUUUAAGUAAAAGAGUCGACUCUAUGCUCGAAGCUGGAUUAAUUCAAGAAUUGCUGGACUUCCACGAGAGAUACAACAAGGACCGUCUUAAAAAAGAGGAAUUACCGGAUUACACGAAAGGGAUCUUUCAGAGCAUCGGCUUUAAAGAAUUUCACAAGUUUUUGAUUCUGUCAAAAGAGGAGCGACAAUCAGAACAGGGCCAAAAAUUGCUAGAAGAAGGAAUUGAACUACUGAAAAUAGCAACUAGACAGUAUGCGAGAAGACAGAAUAAAUGGGUGAAAAAUCGACUGUUACGAAGAUCGGAUCGUCAGGUACCUCCAGUAUAUUCGCUUGACUGCUCUGAUGUAAAUGUGUGGGACUCUGUUGUUUAUGAACGAGCUAUGGAAAUCAUAGAAGCCUAUAGAAAUGGUCAUACUCCAUCGGUUGAACCGAUUAACAAAAACAUAGUCGAUCGCAAAGUAUCAGAUAGCAGUAAUGAUCGGAGUCGAGUUUGCGAGGAUUGUGAUAGAAUAUUUAUUGGAGAUCUACAGUGGACUCAACACAUCGAAGGAGCUAGACAUAAAAAAGUAUUGAAUAAAAAGAAAGUCAAAGAGCUAGCUACGUCUUCACAAUGAUUAUGAAGUAGAUAAAAAUAAUAUUAUUUAAUAUUAAAUAAUGUAAAAUACUUUAUAAGAAUACUGUGAUAGUAUAGGUCUAAGUUUUUU